Molecule: messenger RNA, 3207 nt
Organism: Panthera uncia (snow leopard)
Lineage: Eukaryota; Metazoa; Chordata; Mammalia; Carnivora; Felidae
Gene: DUSP2
Product: dual specificity phosphatase 2
Exons: 4
Coding region: 103-1047 (314 amino acids)
Biological process (GO): negative regulation of MAPK cascade; endoderm formation; protein dephosphorylation
Cellular component (GO): nucleus; cytoplasm
Molecular function (GO): MAP kinase tyrosine/serine/threonine phosphatase activity; protein tyrosine/threonine phosphatase activity
Source: RefSeq, a predicted model, not a curated record
CCUCCUUUCGGGCAGCGCGGAGGCCGUGAGAGUCCGGGAGCGCUCCGGAUUACAAGAAGAGGAAGCGCAGUUAGAGGGGCCCGAAGAGCCACGGCCGUCGCUAUGGGGCUGGAGGCGGCGCGCGAGCUGGACUGCGCGGCGCUGGGCGCGCUGCUGCGGGAGCCGCGGGAGGCCGAGCGCACGCUGCUGCUCGACUGUCGCCCCUUCCUGGCCUUCUGUCGGCACCAUGUGCGCCACGCGCGGCCCGUGCCCUGGAACGCGCUGCUGCGGCGCCGAGCGCGGGGCCCGCCCGCCGCCGCCCUCGCCUGCCUGCUGCCCGACCGUGCGCUGCGGGCGCGCCUGGCCCGCGGGGAGCUGGCGCGGGCCGUGGUGCUGGACGAGGGCAGCGCCUCGGUGGCCGCGCUCCCGCCCGACGGCCCGGCACACGCGCUGCUCUCCGCGCUGCUGCCCGAGACCCGCGCGGGGCCCACGGCCGUCUGCUUCCUGCGAGGCGGCUUCGACGGCUUCCAGGCCUGCUGCCCCGAUCUGUGCUCCGAGUCCCCCGCCUCGGCCAUGUCGCCUGUUGGGGCCGAGAACAGCCGUUCUGACGCCAGGGCUCCCUUUUACGACCAGGGCGGCCCCGUGGAGAUCUUACCCUACCUGUUCCUGGGCAGCUGCAGCCACUCCUCCGACCUGCAGGGGCUGCAGGCUUGUGGCAUCACAGCUGUCCUCAACGUCUCCGCCAGCUGCCCCAACCACUUUGAGGGCCUUUUCCGCUACAAGAGCAUCCCGGUGGAGGACAACCAGAUGGUGGAGAUCAGUGCCUGGUUCCAGGAGGCCAUCAGCUUCAUUGACUCGGUGAAGAACGCUGGAGGCCGGGUACUCGUACACUGCCAGGCGGGCGUCUCACGCUCCGCCACCAUCUGCCUGGCUUACCUGAUCCAGAGCCGCCGCGUGAGGCUGGACGAGGCCUUCGACUUUGUUAAGCAACGCCGGGGAGUCAUCUCCCCCAACUUCAGUUUCAUGGGGCAGCUGCUACAGUUUGAGACGCAGGUGCUAUGUCACUGAGGCAGGGCCGCACCUUGCUGGCUCCCCCAGGGCCACCGGGUCCCUCCGUUCAGGGAAAGCUGCCCCUUCCCUGGAAUUCGAAAAGCCCCCAGCUGGUGGUGCUGGGAAUGUGGGAAUGCUGGACUUUCUCACCUGGUGCUCUUCUGCUAGGUUUGAGGGCUGGCCCUCAUCCCGAGGGACCAGAAUGGAGGGUGUGUCUGCUUCCCCUCGCCCCUCCGUCUUCUGGCAGAAACUGACUGGACUCUACACCCAUGGAUUCCCACUGGUCCCACCACCGUGUUGGAGCCCUUGGCAGCCCGAGAGCUCUAAGGGAACAAGCUGUGACAAUCAGGAGCCCCGUCUGCAGGGGCGGGGAGGGGGGGGGUUCCACUACAGGCCUGGAGUCUGAGCCCUGAGCUCCUGGGGAGCUGGGUGUCGGGGAAGUGACGCGUCUGGGGCGUCCGGACCUCUGUGCUUGCGUGUGCGCACGUGUGUAUGUGUGUGAGUGUUUCACGCCUGUACUGGCCAGGCGCUGGAAAAUUAUUUGUGUUCAGCUGACAUUUAACACUCCCUCCCCCACUUCCUCCCGGCCCUGUGGGCGGGGGUUGGAAACUUAGCACUUUAUAUUUAUACGGAACAUUGAGGAUGCGUCAAUAAAAUAUUGUUUUGUUUAAAAAACAACUUCUCAAGCGUCGGUCUCAAGUCAGUGCCUGGGAAAAUGCUCGGACGCUGUUUCAUCAGACCUCACCUUUCCUCGUGCCGGCAGUAUCCAAGAAGUGGAAGGAAGAAGGUGCUGGUGGGGGGGCCUCACCUGCAGGAGGAGCCCCUCGGCCCUGCCCCCCACCUCCGUCCCCCCGUGUGGGUGUCCUGGCCCAGCUCUGUCUGUCUCCAGAGCUGAAGGAGGCAGUUUCAGGGAGACGGUCUCCAACCUUAUUCCUGUGACUGGCUUUGGACCCUGUGGGGAAAAGGCCAUGUGUCCAUGGCUCGGGCCCCACUUCCUUUUUGGAACGUGGGUGCAUAUGUACGUGUGCGGGUCUAUGUAUGUGGCUGCUGCCACGGGUGUGGAUGUCUGUUCUCGGCUCGCACACACCUACAUGCCGUGUGUACUUGAACGUAUCUGUGUGUGUGCCCACACGUGUGGCUCUUCCCGUGGCCAUACGCACGUGUGUGUGCUAGGCCGGGCCCCCUUUUCCCUACAGGAGGGCAGCACAGCCUCUCUCACCUCUUCUCUCACACACCCGGGCCGGGCCCCCAAGCCUCGGAAUGCCCGUUUGUGCCGGGGCUCCCGGAAGCCCCUGUUCCAGAGUUCCUUCUUGUCCCCAGAAGUCAUGUGGCCCGGGGUCUGGUGUGGAGAACACGUCACCAGGCAUGGGCUUGGUUGUUCUUUCCACCCACUCAAGUAGCAUGCCUUGACCGAAUAUUGGUUACUUGCCUGGUUUGAGACUACGCUGUCUGGGGAGGCAUGAGUCGUGGGCCCAGGCCAAGCCAGAAGUGGAGGGGUGCAUGCUGGGGCGGCCGGAAACGGGUACUGUGAUUUGCCAGAGGGCAGGGGUGCUGAGGCCCUUGAGGACAGCUCUUGGACAGCUCACCCUGUGUCAUUCAGCCUCCGCUCUGAUGCUCCUGGCCGCUUGGAGUGUCAUCUAACUCUGCCUUUCCAAACUCAGCUCAAGGGUCAUCCCCGCGGAGUGCUGGCUCUUCCUUAGGAAAUUCUGAGCGCCUGGCAGGGUGCACCUGAGGGGUGUAGUUUGAUGGUUAGGGAGCCAGCUUUGCUCGCUGUAUUUCAGUUCCCUUAUCUGUAAAGUGGGGUUUUAUUAGGAGCCCCUGGCAGUUAGGGUGGUCUUGAGAAUGACACAAGUCAAUCCGUUUAAGGGGCUUAGCCCAGCACCUGCACAUAGUAGGUGCUCAGGACACGUUAGUGGAUGGUCGGUGAAGGUUUUCGGGCGUGCGGGUGUGAAGGUAUGCGUCUCCACUGGGCUGGAUGCUCAUGAGGGCAGGGCCUGUGGUCUGCUCUGCCCUCUGUGCCCGGGGUCUGGCACACGUGGGCACUCGUUCCACAAGGCCGGGUGAAGGACGAACAGCCCGCCCCCAGCGCCUUGCUCCCUCGGCCGUCUAGGGGUGGGUGAGAGCUGGGCAGAGCCGGGCUUACUAUCCGGGCUUCCUUAGGUCCUGAGUGGGGCUUCC